Molecule: messenger RNA, 1253 nt
Organism: Astyanax mexicanus (Mexican tetra)
Lineage: Eukaryota; Metazoa; Chordata; Actinopteri; Characiformes; Acestrorhamphidae
Exons: 4
Coding region: 368-1102 (244 amino acids)
Source: RefSeq, a predicted model, not a curated record
UGGAGAGAGCUUCUGAACAGACUGUUUCAGCUCGUAAUAUUAAGAACACUAACACUAGAAAUCUCCAGAACUCAGCGUUUUUAAUCAGAAACAAUCAGUAAAGAGCUGAGUGCUGCUGAACCUGUGGAUCUACCGUGUGGAGUAAGGGAGGAAAGUUCUCUGACUGUGAGCUGCCCAAACGCUCCUGUUUAGCCCUGGGGAACCUGAAGGUGGACGGAGAACUCUGCUUCAAACUGCGUCUAAAAUAUGGUGUAAGAACACCGGGAGAGAUUCGCCCGAUGAAGCUAAGAGCAUAGUCACAAGGUGCAAAAAACUAUACAUCCUGGAGCAGCUAGGAAAACUGAGGGAAACCCAUCCCCAGGUGCUGAUGGUCAGCGUGCUGGAUUUGGGCGGCAGGCAGACCACCCAGGAUGACCAAUGGACCCCACCACCCCCCGACGCACCAGCAGCGGCGGACCCAGCCUGCAGCCAGGGACAUCAACGUUCCUCCCAUCUGCAAGUGGGAUGCCUGGGACUUCUGGGGAAUUCCCGACUGAAAGCGGAAGUCCUGGGGAGGUCCAUAGACAUCCCACCCGACACUGAACUACCUGGAAUGUCCACAGAUAUCAAACCAGAGCCAGUGCUGGUGGAGACCACCCAGGACCUCACACCCAACUGCUCAAACACAGACUGCCAGCGGCUUCUGAGAGAAAAUCAGGAGCUCAAGGCACGUCUGGGUUUGGGGAAGGGAGAAUGCCCCAGGCAGGACUGCCAGCAUAAAAGCCAGGAGCUCUCCAGGAUAGCGCAGCUCUACAUGGCAAGCCCCCAGAAGAAGCUCCGAAAUAAAUUUUCCAGAAAGGAUGAUUUUGAAACUGAGCAUACCCCAAAAUAUGAACAAGUCCUACAAGACUUUUUUUGUCUUCUGUGUCGGGGCCAAUCCUUCAAGCAAAGUGAAAGACAACGGCAAUACCUGCCGGAGCCACGUCCGCAGGUUUCUUUUGUUUGCAGGAGAGGGCAAGCUCCUGAAGGGGGACUUUUCCUUUUUAGCCAACUCAACAAAGAUUGCAGAGUGGGUGGAGGUUCUGAAAACAGACCGAAUGAAACCCACGACCAUAAGAAUUAAUCUAGUAAACAUCUGCAAGUUCAUCAGUUUCCUAAACGACCUGCCUGCAACCCAAACAAAACUCAGCGGGAGGGACUUCCAAAGGAUCCAUGCACAGAUAAAGGCGCGUCUGAAGGAUUUACAGAAGGACGUCACUGUACAUAGUCAAAAG